Molecule: messenger RNA, 414 nt
Organism: Solanum lycopersicum (tomato)
Lineage: Eukaryota; Viridiplantae; Streptophyta; Magnoliopsida; Solanales; Solanaceae
Source: RefSeq, a predicted model, not a curated record
AUGACGAUAGGUUUUCAAGGAAAAGGAAAAAUAGGAUUUAUUGAUGGAAAAUGCUGUAAGGAUAAAUUCAAUUCUUCUCUACAUGAUCUAUGGGAAAAAUACAAUGCUAUAGUACUAUCAUGGAUAAUGAUCUCUAUAAGUAGAGAAUUAUUGAGUGGAAUAGUCUAUGCUAGCACUGAUCAACAAGUAUGGACUGAUCUGAGAGAGAGAUUUGACAAUGUUGAUGGCUCUAGAAUCUUUUAUCUGCAUAAGGAGAUUGCCACACUACAACAAGGGCUUAUGUCUGUUUCUAGUUAUUUUUCUAGUCUUAAGGAGUUGUGGAUGGAGUAUGACUCAUUGAUGCCCUGUCCUGGUUGUUCCUGCGAAAGUUCUAAGACCUAUGUAGAGCAUUUUGAGUAUCAAAGACAGAUGUAA